Molecule: messenger RNA, 7182 nt
Organism: Megalobrama amblycephala (Wuchang bream)
Lineage: Eukaryota; Metazoa; Chordata; Actinopteri; Cypriniformes; Xenocyprididae
Gene: diaph2
Product: diaphanous-related formin 2
Exons: 31
Coding region: 423-3812 (1129 amino acids)
Biological process (GO): actin filament polymerization; actin cytoskeleton organization
Cellular component (GO): cytoplasm; actin filament
Molecular function (GO): microtubule binding; actin binding; small GTPase binding
Source: RefSeq, a predicted model, not a curated record
AUAUCAUUGUGUGACUAUUUUGCUCUUUAAUAUUAAUUCGCUAUGUCCAUGUAAGCGGACUUGGCGUUUAGAGUACAUGUCUUUAUUGUACACUUUUACUUUAAGCCUCAUAGCGCUAGAAUAACAGUUUCCUGUCUGAAAGUAACCGCCUGGAUAGCAGCGGUCAUUUCUCCUUUGAAUAAAAUCAACUCUGAGGAGCUGAUUUGGACUGGAGUCACACCUUCUUUUUGGGACAACUUCAUACACAGAUGUUAUCAUAGUCUACUGGAGACGUGCAUGGAAUAGUUCUGGAUCCAACUCAUAUUUUUGUGUUUUUCUUUAUGGAUGGCAUGGCUUUUGAAGAAACGUGAUUUCUCAUAAGUGUUUACAAACUUGUGGGAAGUUAAGCGAAGGUACUGUUCAAGUGAAGUUUCAUUGCAAACAUGGAUCAGCAGGCAGCUGGAGGGGAAGACCCAAAUAAACCCUCCAAAAAGAAAUCCAAUGAGGAUGAGAGUAAAAACAAAAAACUGAACAUACACAUAAAAACAUUGGCUGAUGACAUGCGUGACAGAAUCACCAGUUUUCGAAAGCAAGGCACGAAGAAGGAGAAGCUUCUUAUCCAGCACCCCACAGACCCCAUCUCCACCCAGACCGAGCUGCCUGUGCCCCAGCCUUUCUUCGACGAGCGCUCCAUGAACCUGUCAGAGAAAGAGAUCGUCGACUUGUUUGAGAAGAUGAUGGAGGACAUGAACCUGAACGAAGAGCGUAAGGCCCCCUUGCGAGGAAAGGACCUGAGCACCAAACGGGAGAUGGUUGUCCAGUACAUUUCUGCCACGGCCAAAUCUAUAACUGGGAGCAAAGUUGCGGGUGGACUGAGGAACAGCAAGCACGAGUGUACGCUGUCGUCACAAGAGUAUGUGCAUGAGCUGCGCUCGGGCAUCUCCGAAGACAAACUGCUCAACUGCCUGGAGUCCCUGCGCGUGUCCUUGACCAGCAACCCAGUCAGCUGGGUGAAUAACUUUGGCCAUGAAGGUCUCGGACUGCUUUUGGAUGUGCUGGAGAGGCUUCUCGACAAGAAACAGCAAGAGAACAUUGACAAGAAGAACCAGCACAAACUCAUUCAGUGCCUCAAGGCCUUCAUGAACAAUAAGUAUGGACUCCAAAGGAUCUUGGGGGAUGAACGAAGCCUCCUCCUCCUCGCAAGGGCAAUUGAUCCCAAACAGACUAAUAUGAUGACCGAAAUUGUCAAGAUUCUGUCAGCUGUUUGUAUCAUCGGAGAGGAGAACAUUCUGGAUAAGAUCCUGGCAGCCAUGACCAUUGCAGCAGAGAGGAAUAAUAAGGAGAGGUUUGCUCCGAUAGUGGAGGGGCUGGAGAACCACGAAGCCCAGCAGCUACAGGUGGCUUGCAUGCAGCUGAUCAAUGCCCUCGUUACCUCCCCGGAUGAUUUAGACUUCAGGAUACACUUACGAAAUGAGUUUCUGCGCUGUGGCCUCAAGAAGAUACUACCAGAGCUGAAGGAGACGGACGAGCUCGACAUUCAGCUGAAGGUGUUUAAUGAAAAUAAGGAGGAGGAUUCCAUCGAACUGUCUCACCGACUAGAUGACAUCCGUGCAGAGAUGGAUGAUAUGGGUGAGGUGUACCAUCUCCUGUCCAACAUGGUGAAAGACACAGGCUCAGAACCUUACUUCCUAUCCAUCCUCCAGCAUCUGCUGCUCAUCAGGAAUGAUUAUUAUAUCAGGCCUCAGUAUUACAAGGUGAUCGAGGAGUGUGUGUCCCAGAUCGUCCUCCACCGCAGUGGGAUGGACCCUGAUUUUGCCUACAGGGAGAGACUGGAUGUAGACUUCAGUCACCUCAUCGAUCAAUGCGUGGAUAAAGCCAAAGUAGAAGAGAGUGAGCAGAGAGCAGCUGAAUUCUCCAAAAAGUUCGAUGAGGAGUUUAGCGCACGGCAGGAGGCACAGGCCGAGCUGCAGAAGCACGAGGAGAAAAUCAAAGGGCUAGAGACGCAGAUCAACUCCCUGCAGGCUCAGUUGACUAGUGAGAGAGACAAGCUAAGAGAGGCAGAGAAAAGCAUCAGCGAAAGAAACAGCAAGGUUGCAGCAGGACCUGGAGCAGCCGGUGGCAUUCCUCCACCACCACCAGGUGGCAUUGCACCUCCUCCUCCACCACCCCCUCCACCGCCCCCAAGUGGAGGUAUGCCACCUCCUCCACCUCCUCCUCUACCUGCAUCUAUGGGACCUCCUCCUCCUCCACCUCCACCAGGCUGCGGACCUCCACCUCCCCCUCCACCUCCUGGAGGAGGCCCACCCCCACCUCCCGGUAUGGCUCCUCCUCCGCUCAUUGUCCAGCUGCCUUAUGGGCUGGUGCCCAAGAAGACCUACAAACCUGAGAGCGUCAUGAAGCGGGUGAACUGGUCCAAGAUAGUGCCUCAGGAGAUGGCGGAAAAUUGCUUUUGGCUCAAAGUCAAAGAGGAGCGGUUUGAGAGCACGGACAUGUUCGGCCAGCUUUCACUGUCCUUCUCUUCUAAAUCCAGAGUUAAAAAGGACGUGGAAGAAACAGAUGACAGGAUGACACAAUUCAAGAAAAAAGCGAAAGAGCUGCGAAUUCUGGAUGCCAAGACAGCUCAGAAUCUCUCAAUUUUCCUGGGAUCAUUCCGGCUGCCUUAUGAAGAGAUCCGGGAUAUUGUGCUGCAGGUGGAUGAGGAGAGGCUAAGUGAAGCACUAAUCCAGAACCUGAUCAAAAACCUUCCUGAGCAGAAGGAGCUGAGCAAUCUGGCCGAGCUGAAGAACGAAUAUGAGGAGCUUUGUGAAUCAGAACAGUUUGGAAUUGUGAUGAGCUCAGUCAAGAUGCUGCGUCCUCGACUGAAUGGGAUCCUGUUCAAGCUGACGUUUGAGGAGCAGGUGAACAACAUCCGGCCGGAUAUCAUGAAUGUGACAUUCGCUUGCGAGGAGGUAAAGAAGAGCGAAGGUUUCAGCAUGCUCUUGGAGAUGGUGCUAUUGGUCGGGAAUUACAUGAACUCUGGCUCCAGAAAUGCUCAGACAUUCGGCUUCAACAUCAGCUUCCUCUGCAAGCUUCGUGACACAAAGUCAACAGACCAGAAUACAACUCUUCUGCAUUUCCUGGCCGAGAAAUGUGAAGAAAAGUAUCCUGGGAUCCUGAAGUUCCCUGAUGAGCUUGAGCAUGUUGAAAGUGCCAGCAAGGUAUCUGCCCAGAUCCUGAAAGCCAGCCUGGACACAAUGGAAAGGCAUAUUGAGAGGCUGGAGAACGACAUCAAGAACUUCCCCAAGACUGAUGACAAGCAGGAUAAGUUUGUUGAAAAAAUGUCGGGCUUCUCCAAGCAUUCGCGAGAGCAGUACGAGAAGCUCUCCACCAUGCACAAGAAUAUGCAGAAGCUCUACGAAAGCCUGGGGAGCUACUUCGCCUUCGACCCCCACACCAUCAGCAUCGAGGACUUCUUCGGAGACCUGGCUAACUUCCGCAACCUCUUCAUGGAUGCUGUGCGGGAGAACCACAAGAAGAGGGAGAUGGAGGAGAAGAUCAAGAGAGCCAAGCUAGCAAAGGAGAAAGCUGAGCGAGAGAAACUAGAAAGACAGCAGAAGAAGAAACAGUUGAUUGACAUGAACAAAGAAGGUGACGAGACGGGUGUGAUGGACAGCCUGAUGGAGGCCUUGCAGUCUGGAGCAGCCUUCCGUGACCGGAGGAAACGAACCCCACGCAAUGGUGAUCAAAGCCCUUCCUGUUCUGCACCUCGGUGGCCAGGUGCUAACCAUGACAACCGUCGCACUGGUUUGGAAAGAUCUCGUUCGCGCCACAAUGCAAACCCUAUGGUCCGAUGAUCGCUUGCCGGCUAAGGACGUUUGCCAAGUGCCAAAGACCCACGAGUGGGGACAACACUGAGGAGGGCUGAACAGGGAUGGAGAGAGAGAACCCCUCGGCAUUCACAUACAUACACGUGCACAUGCAUACAGAACGCAGAACCAACGUCAAGAUGUGCUCCACAGCUCCAGACAUGUCAUCACAGGAUCACAUGACACUCAUUUCUCUCUGAAGCCUUAUAUAAUACAUUCUCUUGGUGUAUUGGGCCUGUUCAAUUUGGCAGCGUUUGUUAUUUUCACGAUUACGCCUGUUCUGUUUAUAUCUCUCGAUGCUAACUCCCCUGAUCUAUCUCACAUCCACCUUGCUGUCUGCAAACAAUGAAUGAUUGGCUACAGUUUGAUCUCUCGCUAUUGGAUUUUUCUACACGCUUUUGUUGACAAAAGGCCAAAAGCACCAGAAAGGACUGCAUGAUUCUGUAUGCAUAUUGGCAAAGAGACUUUAUUUGCUGCAUUGAUUGAACAAAAACUUUGACUUGACUGAUUCUGCUUGCCCAUUUUGUUUUUCUUGACAGAUAAAAUUUAGAUUUCCGGUCUGUAACACCCACCGUCAGUCGCAUAAUCUCCGAUCAUCGCCUCUUUCAUAUAUUGCAAAUCCUAUGUAUGUAGAAACAUGAAAACGCUGCUGAUAUUAGCUUCAGUGCCACCGUGUGUACACAUUUGUGCUGUUUAAGAGCUGCCAGUGCCACGAGGUACCUGAGGUGGUUGAAAGAUAUAGCUCUUUAUCUACAGUAAACACUUCAAACAUUCAUAGACAUUUCUCUUACAGAGUCAAAGGUUUUAUUAAGUGAAUCUGCAGGUUUUCUUCGUGAUUUCUUUCUAAGUCACUGUGCUUUUAGCUUUUAGCCCUCUUAUAGAAGAGUAUUUUAGUGAACUGUAGCUUAGCGUUUUUUAAGAUCCAGUGGUCAUCUUUAAGAGCUAUCCCUUACUGACCUACCGCAUUUACUCGCCAUCUAAGCUCUAUCUGAGGUUUUAUCAGAUUUAUUACUCAAAGUUCAUCUUUUUCAAAUUGUAAAAUAUGUAUUUAUUCACAGUUUGCCAGAUUUUGCCCGAAGCCUUUGAUGUAUGAACAUUAACCCGAUUCCAGUGAGGAGUUGGAUAUGAGGAUGUACAGCAGUAGACAUUGACAGUGAGGUGAUGUUCGCAACAUGGAGGCUGACUCCAUGUGAAAACCAUUAGUGAAAUCUCUCCACCACCUCCCGUCAUUGCUGCUUGUUGAGUAGUCAUUUUCCAUAAUGUUUUCUGCCCCCCGUGUCCAUAACACCGCAGGCAACGGUAUGUAAAACAGUAUCUUUUGAGUGACUGGAGUCAUACUGACUCACAUACUGGUACAUGCCACACAGAAGUCUUCUGCUUUUGUAAAUGAAGGCAACGUGUUGAGUUUGCACACCAAAUGCAAGUGAAUACAGUACAAACGUAGUGUGGUACAGAACAUCCUACUGUUAGACAAACCACUGUUAGUCAAGCUUUCUCCUCACACUGUUUGUCAUACACUCUCUCAUGAGAGAGAGAGGAAAGGUCGAGAUGCAGUGAAUCGCAAUCCAUUGAUUUGCUUUUCUAAUUAAAACUGCCCUUUGAAUGGUUUCCAGCACCAAACAACAGAAGCUGCACUCGGCUCUCAUGACUCUCACCAUCGGUUAUUUUAAACUCAUGUUAAUGGUAAUUACAGCAUCCACACGCUUUCAGUGCAGACACCUCCGACAUACAUUGUUAUUUCCCAGUCAGACUCCAGUUACAUAUGUUAUGUCACUGGAACCAGAUAAUUCACAAUCUUUCUGGGCAAAAACAUUAUUUUUUAGAAAUCGGUUUCAAUAAAUGUGCCAAACUUUCAUGGGGUAAAAGUUACUAUACUGAGAUUUGAUUCUAUGAUUAUGAUAAUUAUUGAAAGACGGAGGAAGACGAUUUUGUUCACAUCACAUUAAUAUUUUCUGUAUGAUGACAGUAUAGUGUUGAACCACUUAUACAAGACCGAAACUAGCAGCAGUGCAGCCAUUCAGUUAGGGCUUAGGGACGUAAUCAUUUUUACAACGCUAAUGUCAAAUGUUUAUGAAAGAUACUUCAAAAUAUUGUGUAAUUUAUAGAUUUUUUUUGUUGUUGUUGUUUGUUUGUUUUAUGUCUCUUUCCUAAGAAAAUGUAAUUUUAUACCAGUGAUCUUCCCCUCCAUUUGUGAUAUUGGUGUUAAACUUGUGCUUUACUAUAGGCUAAUAUAUAUGUGUCAUGUGUAUUUGAUAGUGAAUACUGUAUAUAUCCUAAUGCAGGUUAGAGUCUGCAAGUGACUGACAGUGUAGCAUUUUAUGUUAGAUCCAAUACUUUAAUUGGAUGUUAGACAGAGACCAGAAAAGAAGCAAGAAAAUAUGAAGUUACUAGUGCCAAUUUGGGUCUUCUGCCGUCUCAUUUAUCCACAUUUGUUCGAUAUUCUCAGUUCAGACUGUAUGAUGGUGCACUUUAACUUGUUAAAUAUAGACCUGGAGCAAUCUUUUAAUUUGAGAUUUCUUUGCAUAUCAUUGCCAAAAUAGACUGCUUGCAUGUGUGGUAACCAUUCCUGACAAGUGAUUCAAUCUCCAUUCUCUCAGAAGUCUCCCCCAGUUCUCUCUCAUUCCCGCUCAUUGUAAUUGGCACUUGGAACAAGAUCAAAGUUAAAUUGGUAAGAACAACUGCAACUGUCUCAGGACAUUGUUUUGUUUUGUUUUUUUUUAGGUAUUAUAAGACUCCAUAGCCCUACUGCCUUUUUUUCCUUGACGUUGUUUUAUUGUCUUAUAAGCAAUUUAUAUUUGUAACAUCUUUAAGUUUAUUUUUAUCCGUGACAAAAAAAAAGUGAAAAUGGUUAUGCACACUGUACCCAAGUAUGUAAAAGAGUAUCAUACUAAAUAAUAACCACUUUCUCAAAAAAAGAAAAGAAUCAAGUGUCUCUUUUUUGAGUGUUAUUUCCAUAAUGAGUUAUGAAUUAUGCCUUCUCUUGAUGCAGACUCACGCUGUGUCCUAACCAGUCCCUAAAGCACUAAAUGCCUUCUCCUCCAUGGAAAUCUGAACUCACCACAGCAAACGUCAAGACAUUCAGUCAGUCAGUCAGGUGAUUUCUCUAGGCUCUUGUAGAGGAGAGUAGGCAACUGCAGUCAGGUGAGGAGUAAAUAAAGCCAUUUUCACUUCUUGUAGUAGAAUUAGAAAAAUACUUAAGCAUUCAGUGGGUAUUCUUUGUUGCCAAUGAAGUGCAUGCAUUUGAAAUACAACUACUUUAACAUGAACAUUAAUACUAAACUGUAAUACAAUGUACCUACUUUUUGAUUCCUUUUCCAUCCAUUUUUGGUUGAAUAAAUGAUUUCAUACUGAGAUACUG